CUCCCACAGGGCACCUCAAGGCCUUUACUGCCUCUCUCCAGCCAGCUCCAGCGCUACAGGACAGGGAUUGGAAUUAAAUGUCAUGCGGAAUAAAGUCAACAUGGCAUUCUGUUAAGAAGAUAGAGCACAUAAGUGAUGUCUACCCGGCUUCAAAGAAAAAACUCAGGAGGCUGUACAUUCAUUUACAGCAGAGUGGAUGAAACCUCCUAUGCUCUGGCUUGGAAACUAGGAGGAAUCACCAACCGAGAUUUGCCAACAAGAGUUCUAUGCUUGCUUUAACCAGAUCAAGUUCCUUAAGUGACUUUUCCUGGUCUCAAAGAAAGCUUGUUACUGUGGAGAAGCAGGAUAAUGAAACAUUUGGAUUUGAAAUUCAGACUUACAGGCUCCAGAAUCAGAAUGCCUGCUCCUCGGAAAUGUUCACUUUGAUAUGCAAAAUACAGGAGGACAGCCCAGCUCACUGUGCUGGCCUGCAAGCUGGUGAUGUCCUUGCAAACAUCAAUGGUGUGAGCACAGAAGGUUUUACCCACAAGCAAGUCGUUGACCUGAUCAGAUCGUCUGGAAACCUGCUAACGAUAGAGACUCUUAAUGGAACAAUGAUUCUCAAAAGAACGGAGCUUGAAGCAAAGCUGCAGGUUUUAAAGCAAACCUUGAAACAAAAAUGGGUGGAGUACAGAUCUCUGCAGUUACAGGAACAUCGUCUGCUUCAUGGUGAUGCAGCUAACUGCCCAAGUUUGGAAAGCAUGGACUUAGAUGAAUCGUCUUUGUUUGGACCCCUGCCUGGGCCAGGACCAGCCUUUGUGGACCGGAAUCGAUUAUCCAGUGAGAGCAGCUGUAAGAGCUGGCUAAGCUCCAUGACGAUGGACAGUGAAGAUGGCUACCAGAUGUGUGUGUCUGAGGACUGCAGCAGGGGUGCCUUCAGUCGGCAGACAAGCACAGAUGAUGAGUGCUUUAUCCCCAAGGAAGGGGAUGAUUUUCUGAGGAGGUCAUCUUCAAGGAAGACCCGAAGCAUCAGUAACACCAGCAGCGGAUCCAUGUCUCCCUUGUGGGAGGGCAACUUCUCAAGCAUGUUUGGGACCCUGCCCCGGAAGAACAGAAAAGGAAGUGUCCGAAAGCAACUCUUGAAAUUUAUCCCUGGCCUUCAUCGUGCUGUGGAAGAGGAAGAAAGUCGCUUUUGACGGAUUGUGGUGUCCUUUCAAAUUAGCUUAUUUCACAAGUAUCUCUGGACUCACCCAGAUCUCAGCUUGGUGGGAAAGUGCAGAUGAAUUGCAAAACUGACAUCCCAUUUGACCGCAAUAGUCACCUUUAUUUAAAUUGUUGUGUCAUAGUUUUUGCUUCUUAAAUUGUUUUUUCAACCCAAACAUUACAAGUUCUAAGCAGACAGGGAAACUAAAUAAUAAGUUAAUCAAUAUAACAAAGCUGCAAGUGCCUACUCAUUUCAGUGCUGUCUGUGAAAGCAAAACUAAUAUUUAUUUUCUAGAUUAUCCUUGUGAAAAAUUGACAAGUUUUUGGAGUCAAGCAUGAAUAAAGGCGUAGCAGAAUAUAAUAA
Messenger RNA from Saimiri boliviensis boliviensis (Bolivian squirrel monkey), 1546 nucleotides. RefSeq names its product cytohesin 1 interacting protein (gene CYTIP). Gene Ontology annotation, molecular function: protein binding. The record is from RefSeq and is a predicted model, not a curated record. Gene Ontology annotation, cellular component: cell cortex. Gene Ontology annotation, biological process: regulation of cell adhesion. Lineage: Eukaryota; Metazoa; Chordata; Mammalia; Primates; Cebidae.